Molecule: messenger RNA, 1312 nt
Organism: Pistacia vera
Lineage: Eukaryota; Viridiplantae; Streptophyta; Magnoliopsida; Sapindales; Anacardiaceae
Product: phosphoenolpyruvate/phosphate translocator 2, chloroplastic
Exons: 9
Coding region: 56-1273 (405 amino acids)
Biological process (GO): transmembrane transport
Cellular component (GO): Golgi apparatus; membrane
Molecular function (GO): antiporter activity
Source: RefSeq, a predicted model, not a curated record
CCUUUCUCCUUCCUCCUUCCUCCUUCCUCUUCUCUUGCUUUUACGACCCUCCUAAAUGCAGGGGUUUGCGCUUUCUCUUUCUCCUUCUUCAACCUCAUUUCUAAAACCUUUUAACAAAAUCACAAAUCCCAGAUUUUGUCCAACUUUGACUACACCUUCUUUGAUUAAACCAGUUGAUCACCAUGGUGUUGUUCAUGGAGUUUCAUGUGUUGGAACCUCACAUUUUGGUUCUUUUACUAGAAUCUCUUCUUCUUUUGUUUGUUUAAGUCAAAGGUUUGAUAGUUUAAAGGUCAGGGCAACCUCUGAUCCUGAGAGUGUAGAUGAGGCCCCUAAAUCAAAAGCUUUACGCAUUUUGCAGCUUGGAGGCAUGUUCGCACUUUGGUAUAUUUUGAACGUCUACUUCAAUAUUUUCAACAAACAGCUACUUAAAGCAUAUCCAUAUCCAACCACUAUUACAGCAUUCCAAUUCGGCUGUGGGACUCUGAUGAUUAUUCUAAUGUGGACAUUUAAUCUCCACGCCCAUCCAAAGUUAACUCGGUCACAGUUUGCAGCAAUCUUCCCACUGGCUGUGGCACACACUAUGGGAAAUCUUUUGACCAAUAUUAGUCUUGGGAAAGUUAAUGUUUCAUUCACUCACACAAUCAAAGCUAUGGAACCCUUUUUCACUGUCUUAUUUGCUUCCCUUUUUCUUGGAGAGAAACCGAGUUUCUGGAUAGUUUCUUCUCUUUUACCGAUUGUAGUCGGAGUGGCACUAGCAUCAUUCACCGAUGCUUCUUUUAAUUGGACUGGUUUCUGUAGUGCAAUGGCUUCCAAUGUGACCAACCAAUCACGUAACGUACUAAGCAAAAAGUUCAUGGUCAGGAUAGAGGAAACUUUGGACAACGUCAAUCUCUUCUCUGUAAUAACUAUUUUAUCUUUUAUCCUGUUGGUUCCUGCUGCUAUAUUCUUGGAAGGCAUCAAGUUUACCCCUUCAUACCUGCAAUCUGCUGCAAGUCAAGGUUUAAACAUAAGAGAGCUAUGCUUGAAAUCGCUAUUGACAGGACUCUGCUUCCAUAGUUAUCAGCAGGUUUCGUACAUGAUAUUGCAGAUGGUAUCACCAGUGACACAUUCAGUAGGAAAUUGUGCAAAGCGUGUUGUGGUGAUUGUCUCCUCUGUUAUAUUUUUCCGAAUACCAGUUUCACCCAUUAAUACUCUUGGAACCGCAUUGGCUCUUGCUGGGGUCUUCUUGUAUUCGAGAGUCAAGCGAAUGAAGCCAAAGCCAAAUACUGCAUAGCUCGUUUGACACUAGUAUUCUCUGAUUACAGAAAGUUUG